AUGUCUGUCCAAGCAAAGCGUCAGCAUUGCUACUUAUGCGAUCUGCCCCGCAUGCCGUGGGCAAUGCUCACAGACUUCACAGAGCCGGUAUGUCGCGGUUGCGUCAACUACGAAGGUGCCGAUCGCAUCGAGUUGGUCCUGGACACCGCUCGUCAGAUGAAACGCGGAAUAGCAGCAGGCACAAAAGGUCUGACCCAAUCCAGAGCAACCGUGGCAGCCGUCGAAAACGGCGUUAAUGAAAUCCACAGAGCCGCUGCUCAUUACCAGGCCGCCAUGCACAGGAACCAGACGUCCACCAGCGCCGGACAUCUGAGCGAGUUCACCCAGGCCUCCGUACGUUCGCCUGUUUCGGCCCAUCAUGCGUCCGCCUUGAGGUCUCAGCAAAUGCAACUGAAACGCGGAGCCUCGACUGAUGAUAAUGAGGAGCACCCGGAAGGAUUGGUGGCCGUCAAAAGGGGCGCCCAGGGUUUGCUGACGGCCGACGAUGCGGCAGGAAGACCGCCGCUGGCUAGAGGCGAGUCUCUGCCGGCCGCCGUGUUCGUUGCCGAACGAGCCGGAUCGGCCGCGUUCAAGGAUAAGCACCCGCACCCGGUCAGGGCGCCCUCGUUUGAUACCGCGUUCAAGGCUAACGAGUUGCUGACCCUCCGCUCGACCAGCAAUGGCACCAGCAACACCAACAAUUCUCAACAGCAACAACAGCAACAACAACAACAACAGCAACAGCAACAACAAAAUUGGCGAAGUUGCACACCGUACGAUAUUCAAUAUAAGACGAAUGAGAAAGUCAAGUCCACUAGCCCUGACACUAAUGCAGGGAUACGAACCGCGGACGUCUUGAUUAAAGGAUAUCCAUCAGCAAUACCUCUAGUACCAGUAUCAGUUUCUGCGAGCGCAGUUGCAGUUGGUGUUGAUCAAUCAGGAGUCCAAAAUCCUCAACAGCAGCAACAGAUGCUGUCCCAGCAGCCUCAACAAAGCCCAAUGGCGGCUUUGAUGUCUGUGGCUGACGCUUUGCCUCCAGGAAGUCCCAGAAGUUCUACAAGCAGUGGCGGACCUAGUCCUCCGGGGCCUCCUCAGGGCGUUCCGCCGCCCGUGAGAUCCGCCAGUAGGGGAUCGCAACAUUCACCCAACUCUUCAGGUUCUUCGAGUGGUCGCCGCUCCUCCGGCUCCCGCCACGUGUCCUCCACAACAGUGACCUCCAGCGAAGGAGUGGCCUCCACGGGCACCGCCAAUGCAGCACCUCCAGGAAGUCAACAACAGCAACAACCCCAGGACUCCUCCGCCGGAUCCAUGGAGCAGCGCGGCGGCGGCACCCCUUUGGGCGCCCAACCUGGUACGGGCGUUCCUCCGCAGGGCGCCGGAGCACCCCCGCCGCCCGGCUCGGGAAAUCCGACAUUGAAGUGCACGAUUUGCCAAGAGCGAUUGGAGGACACGCAUUUUGUGCAGUGCCCUUCGAUCGGACAUCACAAAUUCUGCUUCCCUUGCUCCAGGGAUAGUAUUAAGAGACAGGGCUCGGGAUCAGAGGUCUAUUGUCCAAGUGGAGAAAAGUGCCCCCUUGCCAACAGCACUGUGCCGUGGGCCUUCAUGCAGGGCGAAAUCGCAACCAUCCUCGGGGACGAAGUCAAAAUAAAAAAGGAGCGCGAAACAUAAACCUGUCAGGAUAUUCGGGAACUGCAGAGUUCCUGCUCGAUAUCCUCCUUUUAUCAAUAACUGAUGAUGAUGUGCCGAAACGUCGGCGAACUCGAAAGCCGUCGUGGCACAAAAAAGUAUCACAAAAAGCACGUCGUAGGACGUGACAAGAUAAACAAAACAACAGGGCAAGAGGCUCUUGUUUAAUAAUAAAAAACGACUCAUGGUCAAGGUUAUAACCGACAAAACAAGCUCACAUACAAUGAGUCUACUUAAAACUGCGAUUUGUACAUACAGUCAUAUUUAAUUUUUUUUUUUAGUUUAGACUAAGUUUUAUC
Messenger RNA from Ctenocephalides felis (cat flea), 1964 nucleotides. RefSeq names its product interferon regulatory factor 2-binding protein-like B. Gene Ontology annotation, cellular component: nucleus. Gene Ontology annotation, biological process: regulation of transcription by RNA polymerase II. The transcript has 6 exons. Gene Ontology annotation, molecular function: transcription corepressor activity. The record is from RefSeq and is a predicted model, not a curated record. The coding region runs from base 1 to 1647 and encodes 548 amino acids. Lineage: Eukaryota; Metazoa; Arthropoda; Insecta; Siphonaptera; Pulicidae.